CUAUAAUGAAAACGGAAGAACGCCACUUUGCAGAGGCAUGUGCAGAACAGUUUCAAACUGUGGCAUGCAAGUGGGAAAUUGAAAGAAAAGUUACAACCAUUGGGACUGACAGUGCACGCAAUAUGAUUGCUGCGGCUCGUAUUCUACCAUACGAGCAUAUGCCCUGUAUCGCGCACGUCAUACAGAGAAGCAUCACUGUGAGUCUCGCUGACAGCGGAUUUGUUCCUGCAUUAGCCAAGUGUCGCAAGAUUGUGGGACAUUUUAAACACAGCCCGGCAAACUUAACGGAGCUGAAUGCAGAGCAGGUGAAACUCGGACAGCAGCAGGAGCCACUGAUCCAAGACGUUCCAACGCGGUGGAAUUCCACACUUGAAAUGGUCAAACGCAUCAUCCCCAAUCAAGCAGCAAUAAAAGCAACCCUGGAUCAACAGCAGCAUAAUCUCGUCAUGCUGACGCCAGCAGAAUGGGAUAAACUCCAGAGACUGGAGACCCUUCUAGAGCCCUGCCGGUAUGUGACUCAGAUCCUGGGUGGGGAGGCCUACGUCUCCUGCUCAGUGGUACUACCUGCCCUCUGCCACUUACACCGUGUAAUGGAUACUUCUGAUGAGGACCCUGCAUACAUGAUUAGAUUUAAGACCAAAUUCAAAGACGACCUAGGCUCCCGCCAAGAACACACCAACAAUGCAUGGCUCAAGAUUGCAACCGCACUGGACCCACGUUUUAAGGACUUGAAAAGUGUGCCCAAGGCAGACAGAGAGGAGGUGUGGACCAAACUUGGAGGCCUUCUGCGUGAAUCACCUGGAAGACCUUCACACACUACUGAAGAUGGGCCACCCAAGAAGAAAAUGAACCUUCUUCUACAGCUGGGCUCAGAUUCAGAAUCAGAUGAAGAGGUACAGCCUGACAGAGCCUUACACAGGUACAGAGCAGAGCCCACCAUUGAAAUGACGGACUGUCCCUUGCAGUGGUGGUCAUCUCAUGCAGGAGCCCAUGACAAGCUGGCUCCGUUGGCUCGGAAAUAUCUAGCCACUCCUGCAUCCUCAGUUCCCUGUGAAAGACUCUUCUCACUUGCCGGUCACAUUGUGCAAAAGAAGCGGUCAGCUUUACUCUCAGAAAAUGUGGACAAAUUGGUUUGCCUCAGUAACUGGCUAAAGGAUGAAUAGAGAAGCGGGCCACAUGUAAUUGUGUAGGCCAUGUUCUUUUGGUUUGAUAAAAAAGAGAAAUCUCUUUGUUUUUCCUUUGUUGAAGAGAAAUGGCCAAGAUGGCUAGUGUGUUACAGAAGGAGACACCAUCCUAUUUUGUUUUACUAUUUCAGUUUCAU
Entelurus aequoreus (snake pipefish) is the source of this 1321-nucleotide messenger RNA. Its product is annotated as E3 SUMO-protein ligase ZBED1-like. Bases 6 to 1163 code for a protein of 385 amino acids. The record is from RefSeq and is a predicted model, not a curated record. The transcript has 2 exons. Gene Ontology annotation, molecular function: protein dimerization activity. NCBI's taxonomy places the organism in Eukaryota, Metazoa, Chordata, Actinopteri, Syngnathiformes, Syngnathidae.